GGACACAGAAGGGGCCAACACAUACUUCCUUCUCCAGCAACGCAAGGGAUCCGGCAAUGCCUCCUCACGUGGCCUUGCUGGGCUCCUCAUCGGCACACUGGAUUCCGUUUUUGACACGAAGCCACCACCUUUUCGGAUACUGCACCAGACCCCCUCUUCAGAACUCUAUUACAUUGUGGCAGUAGCACUGAAGAAGGAAGAAAUAGAUGAACACUGGGAAUGGUUGGAGAGAAACUUGAUGAGUAUCUUGGCAACCUUCGACAAAGAUGAAGACAUUACAGAUUUUGUGCGCUGCAAGGUGGAGUCCCUUGUGGCAAAUUCUACCAUUAUUGAUCCACAGAACACACCUGAUCCAGAUUCAGAGACAUUUAAGGCAGUUUCGUUCAAGUUUAAGAAACUAUUCAACAUGCCUGACGGGGAGAAGCUUGUGAAUUACUAUUCCUGCAGUUAUUGGCACAACCGCUUACCCAGACAAGGCUGGUUGUACUUGAGCGUGAACUACCUCUGUUUCUACUCCUUCCUUCUUGGCAAGGAGACUCGGGUCAUUGUGCGAUGGAGAGAUGUAACGCUGCUCGACUGCACCAAUGCCCUGAUCUUUCCCGACAGCAUUAGGGUCUCAACGAGGGAUCAUGAGCACUACUUUUCAAUGCUUUUGAGAAAGAAGGAAACCUAUGAACUGAUGGAACAGUUAGCAAACAUGGCAAUGAAACAGUUAAUAAAUGACGAAGAAUUUACAGAAGAUAAGGAUUUGUUGACUAAAGUAAGCAAAAAAGUACCAAAGAAACCAUCAUUCUUGAAAAGGGACCUGGAUGCUCGAGCUCAUUCGGACAUGUACCGUAGUAAAUUUAGAUUACCGCUGAGUGAGAAAUUAGAUGGUUCCACUACCUGUUCCCUCUGGACUCCCUACAAAAAGGUUUACGUCAGCGGAACCUUAUAUAUUUCCCUCAACUAUAUCUGCUUCGACAGCAAGAUUGCCAACCUAGUGAGUGUGGUAUGUCCUUUGCGUGAUGUGCACAGUGUAGAGCGUGUGGAUAGCGUAAAAGGAAACGCAACUGUGAAACGUGCUCUGUUCAUCUGUACAACACAGUCCAGCUCAACCAACUCCUUCCUCUUUAUUGAUGUCGGGGAUCGGGACUUUGUCAUAAACAAACUGUCUGAGAUGUUGGGCAAGAGUAUUCCCACAAAAAAUGCUCUUCCAGAUCACCUGUCCUUUGGGAGUUCUAGGGUUGGCAGUCGUUCCAACUCGGUCUGUGAUGACAGAAGUGAAGACAUCAGUCUCAGCAGUCUGAGUUUAGGCAGUACAGCUGACAGCAACACCACUCUGGUGUCAGAAACUCCUGAAGCAGAGACUACAACCCUGCCCCUGAGAGCUCUUUGUCCUAUCCUUGAUGAGGAUGUAGAAGAGGAGGAAAGAGUGAGAAGAAAAGAGCACAUCUGGGAGAGACACUGGGGAGAGUAUGGCAGAGGGGUCACCAUGUACAGGACAGUAGAAACAGCACGUCUUGUCCUGGAGGGUCUUCCGGACUCUGUGCGGCCUGAAAUAUGGAUGGUGUUUUCUGGUGCUAUCAACGAAUUGACAACCAAUGUAGGAAGUUAUGAACAGGCUGUGGUAGCAGGGCUGAAGAGAGGGGGUCCUGCUAAUGAUGAAAUUGAGAGGGACCUACACCGUUCCCUUCCGGAGCACCCUGCUUUCCAAAGUGAAAUGGGGAUAUCAGCACUAAGACGAGUUCUCUGUGCUUAUGCCUGGAGGAAUCCUGCUAUUGGUUACUGCCAGGCAAUGAACAUUGUUGCAUCAGUGCUCCUUGUGUACUGCAAUGAAGAGGAGUCCUUCUGGCUCUUAGCAGCACUCAGUGAACGCCUUCUUCCCGACUAUUACAACACCAGGGUAGUUGGGGCUCUAGUUGAUCAGGGGGUGCUUGAGGACCUUAUUCUGGACCAUUUGCCCGGCCUUCACGAUAAGCUGACUGAAUUGGGCAUCAUUUCUCUGAUCUCCCUCUCUUGGUUCCUUACUCUCUUCCUCAGUGUUAUGCCAUUUGAAGCAGCUGUUCAUGUGGUCGAUUGCUUUUUCUAUGAUGGUGCACGCGUUGUAUUUAUGGUCGCUCUUGCCAUCUUGGAAGCAAACAAAGAGACACUAGAGAAAUGUGGUGAUGAGGGGGAAGCCAUGAUGGUCCUGUCUGAUUACCUCGGUUCCAUUACAAGUCCUGAAGCUCGUUAUGCCAAGCGGAGAUCGAGCGUAUCAGGAGACAAGCAGGCUGAUUCACCAGAUAAAUUGGUCAACAUCACAGAAAUUAUUGAAGCCGCCUACACCGGUUAUGGCUUCAUCACCAAUGUAGCCAUCGAAAGGCUCCGUGUGAAGCACAGGUUGCGUGUAGUGCAGACGUUGGAGGACACGGUAAUGAGGAAUACCCUUCGCACAGUGGGACCAGAUUGUAUGCUAGGGGAAGAAGAUCUCAAGGAAUUAGUGGUAUAUGUACGAAGUGAACAAAUUCUAGGCGGAGAUGACAAGGAAAUCCGUCAGCGGAAUAAUUCAGGAAAUCCGCUAAAUCAAGAGGGAUAUGCCUUAGGCUAUGAAACAUUCCGACAGCUAUUUUUGGCAGUCUCUCCCUGGGGACAGGGUGAUCGGGCAGAGAGUUUAACAACAAGCAUGUUUAACAUGUUAGAUGUUGACGGAUCCCACGUCCUUAGUUUUCGCUCUGUGGCCUGGCUCUUCGGUGUCCUGUGUGGCAGAGACUUUGCCCGAAAGCUGCGAUUAUUCUACUACCUGCAUUUAGCCUUCCCUCCAAGCUUAGAUGAAGUUGAUAGGCCAAGAAAACCUGAUGAAGUAGUGGAAGAAGCAGCGGUGGAGGCUGAGGAGUAUUUCGACUUCAUGGACGAGUGCCCAAAGAAGGGGAAAGUUGACCUGGAGGUACCCGAUGACACGGAUUCCCACACAACAGAGACUUCACCUAAGCAGGAAUACUGCGAUGCCUUGACAGGUCUGGCAACAAUACACAACCGUGACUACCGCAUGUAUGAGCAGCGCUUUUUACCAACCAUGAACCAAGAACAGUUCAUCAACAUGUGGCGAUCUGUGUACAGCUUCUUUGCACUCGAGACCAACCAAGACAUAUUCACUUCACUGUCAAGAGUUGGUACACUGUUGCUGCAGAUUGGGGAAGUCGGGCGGAAAGUGAGAGAGUCGUCAUCGAAGUCCAACAGUGGAAAUGCAAGUGAUGUAGGAGAAAUGGCAUCGGGAAGUGACACAGAACUUGACAAAACUAGUGGAAUAGUGUCAGACAUGUCAGCUGCAACCACUGUAGAGGGAGAGUCAUGGUGUUCACAGCAGACCAACAAAGAGGUCUCUCAUGGCUCUGACAAGUGUUCAAGUAGCACCAUAGACACACCAGAGGAACCCCAGAAGAGUUCAGGGGCUGAUGUAGAAGGAUCCCUCAGUGAUACAAAACAAGAAGAGGUUCAGGAGAAGGAGGCACAGGACAAGACAGCUAAGGAAGGUGGACACUCUCCUGACAACUGUGAUGAUUCUGGCCAGUCCAGCCGGCACUCCUCCCUCUCGCAGCCUUCCCAUCAAGAGUGGAGUAUAUCCUUCGAACAGUUCCUGGCCAACAUUGCCAAUGAGGAGAGACUAGUGUCCUUCUUUGAGAAACCUGUCGAUUUAGCGCAAGAGGUACAAAAGUUAAGAAAAAGACAGGCGCUCAGCACCAAUGGCAUGAUUGGCUCAUUGGCAACAUCACCGUUGUAGAAUUUUGUUUUCCAUAGUCAUAUAAAUUAUAUUUAGAGUACUUGUAUAUGUAUAGUCUAUAAUGUUGUGAUUCAAGAUAAAUGUCUUUCUCAUGCUGAUCUGUAUAAGCAUUUUCUUUAGAAUGUACUGAUGAUGUGAUAUAGUUAAUCCCCGUGAAUUAAUAAAGCAGAUGAUAAAUUGUGACACACUGAAAGCAGUGUUUGUAUGUGAGUAUUAACCAUCUAUAUCAGUAAAACUUUUAGAUCACAUGGAAGAGAAGCUUUCAGUUUUAUUAGUUGACUGAAACUGCACAUGACAAAUUGUAAUAAAGUUACUUUAAUUAAUUUCAGCUGGGUUCUACAAUGUAUGUUUGUCUUUGCCAUAUGUAUUCUUUGGUUGCAGUAUUCUGAAAUGAUUUCAGGUAAUGCCAUGUAUUUAUCUGUAAGAUAUUAUGGGGCAUUCAGUUUUCUUUUUAUAUGAUAUUGGUGGUUUUAAAGAAUUUCAUUUAUUGUUAAGUGUGUAUGUAAUGUUAGAAUUAAUUUUAAUGCAUUUUUUUCUCUUUUAUAGAGGUUAGGUGCAAUGGCAAACCUAAAUGGCUUGGGUUUGCUAGAUUUUGGUUUCCUCUUUUUUUGUAAUUGAGCAUACUAUUGCCAUAUCAUAUGUCGAGUCUGUUUUAAAGAUGGCUUUUUGACUAUCCAAAUGGUAACUAAUCCGAAUCACUAAGGAAGGCAAUGCCGUUCACCACACUUCAUUAGUGCAUGUGGCCUUAGUUACACUAGACCCAGAUAUGGACUUAGACAUAAAAUCAGACAGACAUGCAGACAGGUAGGGAAACAGACAGACAGACAAACAAACAAAACAGACAGAUAGAGAAGCAGAUGGAUAGACAAAAGACUAAAAAUAGAUCAUGAUUUAGAAAAGAAAAGAAAAAUUGUCAUGGGAACUUGUUUGGUGCCGUGAUUUGGAAACAUAACUGAUCAUUGUAUUCUGUGAGUUAUAUGUAUUUUUAAUAAGCAAAUUAAAAGCUAAAAAUCUGAAAAAAAAUGUAUGUGUAUGAACUUUAUACAGAAAAGGUAUUUUUUUGUAGUAUGAAAUUUGCCAUGACAUGAAGAUUUUCUGCUUAUGGGGAAAUAUCAGUUUUGAGAUUAGUUUUUAUUAAAAAGCAUUUUACUUUGCCGGAGUCAGACUUCAUGAUUUUUCAUGUAUUAUGUAGAAUAUAUGAAAAGGAAAGAAAUUGGCCCUAUGUAGGGUGGAUGAACUCUGAUGUGCUACUAAAUAAACCAAGCAAAGCAGGGAACAACAAAAUUCUUGUGGAGGUCAGUGCAACUCAAGCAAGUUGGGUGAAUUUAAUACGGUGCUUGUGGCAUGCAUCCUUCUGGAACACUGGGUACUCUGACUUGUGUCUGUGGUGGCCUGUCUCCCUGAAAAAAGAGGAUAUUUUCAAGAUAAAUCGGAAGACAGGCGCUUGUUUCAGUUAAUGACCUUCAUCUGUGAUAGUAGCUCUCUCGUAACAAAAUUUUUGAAUCUUCAUUGAAAGCUAACGCUAAGUUUCCAACCAUUUUGCAAAUUUUGAAGUGAAUAUAAAAGGGAUAGUUCAUAGCUAGGUUUUGCAUUACAGUCAUGCCCUUGAUCAUAUAUAAACAUUCCCCAAAAUUGACAGGAAAGGAAAAAAGUGGAGGGCAAUUAUUAUUAUUAGUUUUUUUUUAUACAUAUUACAUUGAGUUUACUCCAGCUUUUUUAGUAAACAUUGGGUUUAAUAAGAAAUUAUAUGCAGUAUAAUUUUAGAGUUUACUAAACUAUAAAGACAACUUUAUAUGUCCUUAAUGAAAGAGCAAAAUUUUCAUUAGAAAAAGGUAAUUUAGUUAUGCUGAUGUUCAUGUUUAAGAAUCACAAUGCUUGCAUACUUACCCAAUCCACUGUGGUUUUAGUUUAUUAAUUUUGAUUGCAGAUGCAUGGCUUCAGAAAAGUUUUUUUCACCAAAUGAUCAAUUACUAGGCUUGAUUGUUUACCUCAUUCUUGAUUUAUUAAAUAAUAAUGAUAACAGUACCAUUGUUGAUAAUGAUAUUAAUAGUAUUAGAGGAAAAUUAGUUUUUCACAAGAAAUCAAGGAAUGGAAUAAAUAGGUGAGAUCAAGCAGGUUUAGUAAUUGACUUCUUGGUGAUUAAGUGCUUGUCAUAAAUGUGUAAACAAAAUAAUUAACACAAAACUACUAUGAGCACUACAUGUAUCUAGCACUAAUGGUGAUUAUGAAUUUUCGAAUUGCUGUCUGAUGAUCUCAUGAUAAAUUAGUUUUGGGUCAUUAUGCUCCAGAUUUCAUAGUUAGAUUGAAAAAAUCAUGCUAGAGGAACAUCAGUAAAAUGGAAAAAAAGCAGAAUGUGGAAGAGGAAUCAUCUGUUGUACUAAAAAUAGAUUUCUUGGUACCUUAUACAGUGAAGCACCAUCAAAUAAUCUCUUUUAACACAAGCACAGCUCUGCACUAGAAUGCAAAGUAGGCUUAGAAGCAAGCUGAUGUGGUGAUCUAGGUAGAGAGAGGCAAUAUUUUCCAACUGUGUAAUCUUUGGUUCACUUGCCUAAUAUUAUUGUUUAUUUGUGGGUAGAGGUAUAUUUAUUUAGACCAUGUACCUUCUGUGAAAUAUGGAGACAGGAUUACAGAACUGACCUCAACAUACGUCAGUGUUCCUAUCUUAAACGUGGUAUUUGCUCCUGAUCAACUUUAUGAUGUGCUCAAAAAGUUGACGGGCAAGUUCUGCCAAGUACGUGAAUGAAUCUUGUAUUGUAUAAUUGUGUUGCUAGUGUUUAUUAAAGCCUCUUGACUUAAAUAUUUCGGACAUGAUGCUGACAGUUUGACAAUGGGCCUAGAAAGAUUUGGGGAUGAUAUUUAAAAUGAUUUUCUUUUCAUCCAAUACUGGAUUUUAUACAUAUGAAGUAUAAGCAAACAAGAUGACAUUCAUUAAGAUUCAGCAUAUUACUCAAAGGGAAUAAGUAUAAUGAAAAUAACACUUUAUUUUAUAUUUAAUACAUGUAGGACAACUGAGGUGGCUUAGCUCAGUGGUAGAGCACUGGCUUUGCAAUCACAUGGUCCUGGGUUCGAGCCUGGUUGCCCCUCUCAAUCGACUCAGCUGUGAAUGAGCACUGGUAUGCUGACGUCAGCAUGCUAGGAUCAAAGUCGGGGCGGAAAGGAACUGGCCACCCUACCGCAUCAUCCUGCGGCUUAGUAAGCAUGGUUCUCUGCAAAACAUGUCCCUUACGUCCAGAUGGAUAUAGGACCAACUUUGACUUUGAGGACAACUGAACCCUCCCAGAUAGGCAAAUGCUGCAGAAGAAUACUUAUUUUCUGUCUCAUUAUGUCUAGUAUAUGAGUUAGAUAUAUUCUGAUAUAUAAAUGCAUAUAUUUUUUAGUAAUAAUGAGUUAAUAAUGUUCAAAAAGUUUUACUGUGGUGCUCAUCAGAUCAUUUUGAAAACUUGAUUGCAAUUAAUUGUGCUUUAUAUUACAUUCAUACACUUAUAAGUUAUGUAAAUGGAUUUGUAGCAAGUGAAUGAUGAAUUCAGAAAUUAUAUUUGCCGUCUAUGCAGAAAAGAAAAAAAUUAUGGUUGUGAUUAUACAUUGACAAACAACUACUGCAAGAUCCUUUGUGUUGUGAAGAAAUUUAUUUACAUAUAUAUACAGACAUCUUUAUUAGAUAUCAUGUUUAUAACUUGCAUGCCUUGAAAAUGGGAAAAGGAAUAUGGAUAAUAUCAUAGUGCUUAAGCAAAUGUCAUGUGCCACAGAAUGCAGUUUACAAAUAACUCUGGUAUUUCAUAGUUGUACAGUUUCGUGAACUCUUUUCUCCAUGUCAUUGAAAAGAGAGUUUUGGCUGUUUUUUUUUUUUUUUUUUUUACUUUCAUACACUUUGAGUUUUUGGCCAAAUUAUGUUAUACAGUUGUAUUUCAUUUUAUUCACUUAUAAUAUUUUAAAAGUAAAGUAUUCUACAAUUGUAAUGAU
Molecule: messenger RNA, 7699 nt
Organism: Penaeus vannamei (Pacific white shrimp)
Lineage: Eukaryota; Metazoa; Arthropoda; Malacostraca; Decapoda; Penaeidae
Source: RefSeq, a predicted model, not a curated record